Molecule: messenger RNA, 2564 nt
Organism: Gloeophyllum trabeum ATCC 11539
Lineage: Eukaryota; Fungi; Basidiomycota; Agaricomycetes; Gloeophyllales; Gloeophyllaceae
Exons: 9
Coding region: 1-2247 (748 amino acids)
Source: RefSeq, a predicted model, not a curated record
AUGCCCAAUAGCACCAACGGCAGCCAUGCCCUCCCUCCUGGCGUCAUUAAUCCGGAAACACCAUUUGCGUAUUUGACUCCAACUCUGGCGGAGCAAUUCGAGUCCACUAGACACAUUAAUGUCGCCGCUCUUAGUGCCUGGAUAUGGGACACGAUUGUGUCAACGCCACAGGACUAUGCGCUCCUGUUCAAGCAUAAGAUAAAUUUACCGACGGCCGUCUAUUUCCUCUCAAAAAUAUUUUCUCUCGCUUAUAUAACAACGUCCACGAUAUUCGUAGUAUCACCCGUCGGGUCGUGCCAAGCCUUGCAAGUAGCUUUGGGCAUAUGCUACAUCUUUGCCGUUUCUUCGUCGUCGCUGCUGUUCAUUUUUCGUGUCCGAGCAGUGUUCCACUUCCAACCAAUGGUUGUCUACCUGUUCUACUUUCUAUGGGUUGCUGUCCUGGGAUCCGCCAUGAUAAUUCCGUUUUCGAUCGCCGGAACGCAUAUAGGGCCGACAAGGAUGUGUAUCAAUACAGAGGUCAAGCCCUAUACCUCUGCCGCAGUCAUCAUCAACGGUGUCAACGAUACCUUAGUGUUCCUGGCAAUCUCAUGGCGUUUAUUGACUAUGAAUCUUGUGGAUGAGUCAUGGUCCGCGCGUGUCAGAUCGUUCGUACAUGGUAGAGGCUUCUCAAGGCUGACCGGGACCCUGCUCCAUGGAGGCCAGCUCUAUUAUCUCGCGACGGUUGGCGUGAAUAUAUUGACCAUCGUCAUGGUCCUAACACCCUCAGUCCCACCCUUCUAUCGUGCUGUCUUCACUAUACCGAACAUUGCGCUGGAGAACGCGAUGGCCUGCCGCGUGUUCCGGCAGCUGAAACUGGGCAUCAUUGCCGGGGGAGAGUCGACAUCAUUUACGGCCUCCUCAGCUCAGCGGACUGGCAUGGCGAUGAAUUUUGGCGGGACCCGGCGUGGAAAUCGGUCCGAGCUCGAUUCAGAAGCUGCUCUGCACUCGCUCCAAGACAUGCGGCCUUCGCGCGAAGAUGGCAUACGAGUCAAGGCCACCGCCGGCGGGCUCAGCAGCCUCCUCUCGCUCUCCAUCGCCGCCGAGCACGCUGGCCCUAUCCCCGUCCCGCCCCCACCGCCCACCCUGCCGGAACCCGAAGCCAGCGUCGGGAGCUACAAUGCGUACGGCCACGGCAGCCUCCACACGAGUAUGAAGCACCGCCGCCUGUCCUCGGCGGGUCAGACCCGCCGGCGGCUGAGCGACGCGCGGGACGCGGCCGCCCGACCCUCCUCGCAGGCGGCGGCGGCGGCGGCGGCGCUGCAGUCGCUCGCGGCGCUCUCGCUCUCGGCAACCCCGCCCCCGGGGCCGGCGCAGGGGGUAUUCAAGCUCGAGAAGGCUGCGAGCACGGGGACGCCGAGUAGUGCUUCGACGCCGAUACCGAUUCCUGCUAAUAAGGAGAGUGAGGGGCAGGAGAAGAGCCCGAGCACCGGGAGUGGGAGCGGUAAGACCGGCAAGAAGCGGGGGACGAUAUUCCAGUGCGAGAGCUGCUCGAAGGUCUACCGUCAUCCUUCUUGCCUGAUCAAGCACCGUUGGGAGCACUCCCCGCACUGGCGCGAGGCAUCCAAAUUCGUCCUCAGUAAACACCAACAGGUGCAGCUCCUCGAGGCAGCAGCCAUCCUCUCGCACAUGAAGCCCGGCACCUCGCUGCCCGACGACCGCUCGCUGUGGCCGUCCUUCCUAUCGGGCGGGCUGCUCCCUCCGCCGGCGACGACGAACCUCGCGGUGAACGGGACGACGAGCCGCGCCAAGUCCGUGAGCGCCGCGUCGUCGUAUAAUGCUGCCGCCACUUCCAGUUCGGUGCCUAAUGGACGCGGGUCGGCGGGCCCGCGGAUGCACGACUACGAGGUUGCGGGCGGGGGGAUCACGCAGAUACGCCCGGGCUUGGUGGGCGUGCCCACUGCUACAUCGACAUCUGUGCCUGCGCCGAGCGCGCCCGUGCCCGUGCCCGUGCCGGGCAGCUACUCGUCUGUGAGCGCGAGCGUGCAAUCGGAGUCGUGGGCGUCGUCCGCGGCGGGGUGGUCGCUCCCGAGCUCGUCGCUGCGCUCGCGCUCGGGGAGCCGGAGCGACGAGGAGUACGUGGACGUCGGCGAGGCGGAGGGGGUGCCUGGGGGCGGGUUCAGUGCGAGGAGGUGGGGGAGCGUGAAGGAGGAGGAGGGGGAAGAGGGAUGGGAUGGGAUGGAGAUGGAGAUGGAGAUGGAGAUGGAUUAAGGUGUGAAUAAGAAGGGAAGAAGAAGGGUGGGAGGUGUGUUAUCUAUCUGAUUUGAUUCCGAUCUGUAUAGUUGUGGGCUUGUGUUUGUUUCCUUUUUCCCGUUGUACACGCCUUUGUGCGCAUUGUUGUUGUUGUGUUAGUAUGGUUUCUCCCUUCCCCUUUCUGUCCACCCUUGAAGCCUUCAAUUUUCAGGAUGUGUCGUAUUUUCUUGAUGAGUCCCCACCCACCCUCAUACGGAUGUAUAUAUGGAGCACAUGUCGCUGUCUGGAGUGCAUGUAUAUUGUAUUGUUAUUGAACACAAUCAAGGAAAUCGCUG